AUGGACAUCCCAGAAGACUUCAACAGCAAUCCCACCAGCCAAACUUCCUCACCUCCUCGAAUGUAUCCUCGCUGGAAAACCAACAUGGAGGCCGCACCGCCCGACUAUCAGACUGCCACUCUGGUCGACAUCUGGGACGUUGUUGCACGAUAUAUCCCGUCCAGUGACCUCUGCUCGGCUGCACUGGUCUGCAGCAGAUGGCACGCGACGUUCAUACCUCAUAUCUGGGGCAACCCGGCAGCUCACUUCGGCAUCGAGAACGAUCGUGUCUACGUGGCCCUGACACGCUUCAAGAGGACUCUCCAAACUGCACGGUUGCUCGUGCGGUCGGCGACACAUACAUUACAUCUUCCCCCAGCUCACGCGGAGAUCUACAACGGUCCGCAGUCGGACUGGCUACGGGAUGUGCUGGAACGACUACCGCACUUACAAUCUCUGAUUGUGAGAGGACUCCCAUUCUUUGAUUACACAGCGCUACAGGCAUUGGGUGUUAUAAGAAAUAGGCCUGAAAUUGAUCGAAAUCCACCUUCUGGAGUCAUAGAGCUUCCUGGAUCAGUCGGCAGUAUCUUUCAACGACCGUCGAACGUGAUUCCUUCUUUCGGUCUUCGCUUACUGGAUGCAUCGAGGUGUCCGAACGUCACAUCAAGCGGUCUGGCUGGCGCAUUGAGUCGAUUCGAAGGUCUGCUAUAUCUUGACUUGUCUUUCAGCUACCCAGCUCGCGAUAAGACGGUGCUGGAGGCACUACGGAAGUUCAGCGGUCCCCAAGUAUUGAAGCUGCGAGGUAUUAGCCUGAAGGAUGAUGGCAUCGAGACGCUCGGCAGAUCCAUUGGAGUUCGCGUACGGAGUUUGGAUGUCAGAGAUAAUCAUAUCACUGAUCGAGGAGUGCGCACUUUACUCGAUGCCUGCUUUACGCCUCAGCCAAUAGCGGGUGAUACCAUGUCUGGUCAGCGCUCACCAACACUCUUAUCGUAUCUUGGAACCGAGAUGCUGGACAUAUACCAGGGCGAAGACUUCGAGGGAUAUCUGCGAAAUGCUUUCACUGGUCGUUUCGUUAGCAAACUAGCUAUUGAAGAUGCGCCAGCUGGCGGCAUCACACAUCUUUACAUCUCGGGUAACCCAGUUACAGUGGAAGGUGUAUCCGGACUUGCGCGGUCUGGCCGACUACAUGUCCUAGAUGUUGGCUCUGUGAAGGAGAGUCAGCCGCGACAUCCCUCCUGGUCAAACCUGGCCGACAACUCGCAGAUGGCAAUGCCAGGUCAGGAGAAGCUGACACCUGUCUUCGCGAAGCAUGCAGCCGAGGCAUUGACGUUCUUACGAAUCGAUCACAGCUUGAUAACGAAAGAGGCGCCGCACCAUCGUCUCGAUGAGGUCGUACAAGGUCGUGUGGAGCUAGGCGAUACAUCAUUGCCAUACAACCCCACGCAGCUCACUGAGCUGCCUGGAAUCUCAGUCCAGCCACAGGCAUUUGAAAUGCCAUCUAGCCUCCCAACACCUCGACAUGAGCUUGAAGCUGAUCCCAUGCAAUUCGUGGUGUCACCGGCGGCCGACGACACCUUCCACGUCGAAAAUCCUGCCGAUGAAACUCGCGAAGCGCGACGUGGCAGCGCUCUGGCACCUGAAGUGGUGAGCUCGCUGUCUGCUGAUCUGGACCAGAAAAUCCUUCUGAGCCCUGCGUCAGCUGAGGAAGGAAGUACCAUGAUGACUGGCAUCAGCAGCACCAUUUCACCCAUGUUAUCUUCAUCAAGCCCUGGGUCCGCGACGCCGCCGACUCCGGUAUCACGUCCUAGAAGCUAUUCCUCCGUGGCGACAGAACGAAAAGCGAGGCUCAAUGCCCAUGUACAAGCCGACCACAACUUGCACCCGGUCAUGCUGCCUCAUAUCAGUACUUUGGUCCUGACAGAUGUCCCACCUUUCUCUUCUGACAGAUCUGUGGCCGAUCGCAUCAUUUGCUUCAUCAAGAACUGUGCUCAGGAGGCUACUUUGGCACACAGUCAGGCGAAGCUUGACUACGCAUUACCCCCGGGCCGCAAAGGACAUGUAUCGGCGGUCAAGUACUCUGCAGAUAAGCUGUUCGCAUUGAAGCGCGUCGUCCUUGAGAUGGCACCAGAGAAAGCGGAUCGUCGGAGCAGCAAAGCAAGUCCCUGGCAACAUCAAUCGACUAAGACCAUGACAGAUGAUCGCGACACCGAAGUGUUAUGGAGUGCUGCUGAGACGGACUUUAGCUUUUUCGGCGAAGAGGAAAAUAUGUUCCCAACGCUCGAAACGGGUCGUUUUGCGCUUUCUGGCACCACUGAGAAAGAGGUCAGCUUUGGACAGCCCGCGACAAGUCCUCGACCUUCUCAGGUCGCUGAGCUCCCAAUGAUCGACAACAUUGCCCUGAUCUCAGCCUUUCGUAAGGAGCGAAAGCUUGCGUAUCAGCGAAACAUUGUUGCUGGCAACCAUGACCCCGAGGUUGAAGGCUACUGGAACGGUGUCAUCUCAGUGGUCCGCUCGAACAAUACUGUGCGCAGCGAUGAGGAACUGGACUACUACGGCAACAAGUUUACGAGCAACUAUCUGUAUCGUUGA
Molecule: messenger RNA, 2568 nt
Organism: Fulvia fulva
Lineage: Eukaryota; Fungi; Ascomycota; Dothideomycetes; Mycosphaerellales; Mycosphaerellaceae
Exons: 1
Coding region: 1-2568 (855 amino acids)
Molecular function (GO): protein binding
Source: RefSeq, a predicted model, not a curated record